Molecule: messenger RNA, 20654 nt
Organism: Cinara cedri
Lineage: Eukaryota; Metazoa; Arthropoda; Insecta; Hemiptera; Aphididae
Source: the annotation of a GenBank genome assembly
AUGCAGCUCAGUAAAACAAUUUUAAAAAAUACCAGUCCUAGUAUUUUUUUAGUUACAUUUUUGUUUUUAUUUCUCAUGAAAGAAGUUUAUUCUGAAUGGAAUACUAAGGAUUAUAUGAAACGAAAACAUUCACUAUUGAGACCCUAUCAAGGUAAGAUUAAUCAAUUAUUAUUAUUAUCAAAUGUCAAAUUAUUGUUUUUAUAGGAUCUGGCAUAACAAUACCCAACUGGGAUUUUAUGGGUUCCACUAUAAUAACAGACAAACAUGUGCGAUUAACACCCGAUUUGCAAAGCAAGUCUGGUUCAAUAUGGAAUUCUAUUGUAUGUAUCUGUAUUUUAAAAUUAGUUAUUACAAGAUGACUAGUAUUACUUAUGCAUUAUUUCCUGUAGCCAUGUUUUCUUAAUAAUUGGGAAUUACAAGUGCAUUUUAAAAUUCACGGCAAAGAUAAAAAAAGUCUGCAUGGUGAUGGAAUGGCGAUUUGGUACACUCGAGAAAGAAUGAAAUAUGGGCCAGUGUUUGGCAAUAAAGAUUUAUUUGAAGGACUUGCUGUUAUAAUUGACACGUAUAGUAAUCAUAAUGGAGAACAUAAUGUGCAUAUCUAAUUUAUUGAUAAUCUUUUAAACAUUUUCCUGUAAUUUAAUAUGUUGGAUUUUAAAUAGCAUCAACAUCCAUACAUCUCAUCGAUGAUUAAUAAUGGAACUUUGCAUUAUGAUCAUGAUCGUGAUGGUACGCAUACAGAAUUAGCAGGAUGUGAAGUUACAGCUAGAAAUUUGGAUACUGAAACUUAUGUUUUAAUAAGAUAUGUCAGCAAUACUCUUACUGGUAAAUUUUAUUUUAUUUCAUUUUAAAGAAAAUUAGUCGCAGAUAUCAUUUUUGUAUUUUUGUGUUGACGCUAUGAUGUUAUGUUACUUCAUAGAAUUAUUACCCAUAAAAGAUAGUUCCAUAACAUUUUUACCUUUUCGUCAUACAGAUUUGCUUAAGUAAUAUAAAUUAAAUUUUUGUUAUAAAAAGGAAUAUUUGGUUUAUUAAUAAAAUAUAAAAUGAUCACUGUUAAAUAUCAGUUAGACAAAUAAUCAUGUCAUGAGAAUAAUGCUAAUAUUGGGUCUACAGUCUUUAUUGUGGAACUAUAAUAUCAAUGCUGAUACAUUUUUUUUAAAAAUAUAAUUUAUAUUAUAUAUUAUAUGUGUAUAAUGUUUAUAAUAUCGUAUAAUUAUCAUAUGAUAAUAAGUUGAAAAUUAUAUUUAAUUUCAUAAUAAUCUCAAAGUAUAAUAAUGGUUUGAAAUGUAAGCAAAAUGUCACUAGCAAUACUUAAAUAUUGUAAGUCUAAUAUUAAUUGUCGAGUAAGCAAAUUAGGAAUUGGUUUUUACUUUAAAAUUAAUUAAUUGUUUUAGUAAUGACAGAUUUAGAAGAUAAAGCAGUUUGGAAGCCUUGUUUUACCGCUGAUGGAAUAGAACUACCAACUGGUUAUUAUUUUGGAUUUUCAGCAGCAACAGGAGACUUAUCAGAUAAUCAUGACAUUUUAGCAGUUCGGCUGUAUGAAGUUGACUCUGAUGAUCCUGUAACUCUUCAUUUAUAUAGAAUUCUAUCUAAUUAAAGAAUGUAAUUAAUAUGUUUGUACACUUUUUAUCGCGGUGUUAUUUUCAGAAUGAAACUAUUAUUAAAGACCGUUCAAAAAUAAUUCCUUCAGCUAAAAAAUUCAGUCCACCAAGAGGUACUUUAGUUUUGGCUUUUAAUCUUUUUAAUUUAUAUAAAUUAUACUCUUAUUAUUUUCAGAACAUGUUGAAGAUGCUAAAAGUGAAAGUUGGAGUGGUUUAAAAAUAUUUUUCAUUGUCAUUUCAGUCAUUAUCAUAAUUGGUGUUUUAAUAAUUGGUGGCGUAUGGUAUUGGGAAUACUUACAAACUCAAUCACGUAAAACAUUUUACUAAGCAGCACGCUUGGAGAAUAUAAAUGGGUAAAAUAUAAAUUAAAUUAAUUGUAUUAUGUCAAUAUUGCCAUUACAAAAAGAAAAUGUGUUAUAUGUUUUAUUUAUAUUAUUAAAUUAUAAAACAAAUAAUGCUCUCAUAUACUACUGACAAAUUUUGAUAAAAAUUGUGGUAUUGUUAUUGUGGAUUUAAGUUUUUAUUGUAUAUAAUAUAUAUACACGGUAUUUGUGUUCCAUUUUAAAUUCCAUUAAUUAUUAUUGUUCUACUUAGUCACUAGAAUUAAAAUUUAAAACUAUAUUAUAUCAUAGAUUAAAUACAGUGUACAUAAUUUAUGUUUAUAUUAUGUAUUUAGAUACAAUAAUAUGAUUUUUACAUACAUUAUAAACUUAAUGAAAUGUAUACAAGUUAUAAUAAAAUAAAAUUUAAUUUAAUACCCAUUAUUUAUUAUUUGUUAUAGUAAGUACUCAUAGAUACACUAUAAAUGUGGACAUGUAUUAAUUUAAAAUCAAGCAUUUUGUAUAUAAUUUCUUAUUUACAAAUGUGAAUUUUUAUAAUUUUUUUUUUUUAUAUAUAUGUAUAACAUCUACUUGGGAAUAUUACAUACAAUUAUCGUUAGGAUAGAAGUUCACUUUAUAUCAUGAAUAAAAUGCAUGCCAAUCCUUUUUCCACAUAAAUGUUAUUGUAACAUAAUUGAGUCUGCUUUUAAAUUAAAUAUUUAUUAUUAUACAGUAAAAAAUUUAAAAAUAUUAAGUACAAUUUUAACUAAGUAAUAAAUGUACUUAAAAAAUUGGAAUAUUUGUCAACCUUCAUCUACCUGAACUUGUUGAAUUGUAAAUUUCUUAUUUUCCAUCUUUCUUAUAAAUUAGUGAACUAAUAAGUAGAUUAACAUAUUUUUACAAAAUUAAAUUAUUAAGAAAAUAUUUUACUAGAAAAUCUGGAAAAGAAUGAAGAUAGAUUUUAAUUUACUUAAACUUAUUAUUUUGUAACACAACUUCAUUUAAAUUAACACAUUGACCGUAGCAUGGAACUGGAUGACCUGUAGGGGGGGGGGCCUUGUGGAAUAUUUUUUUGUCAAAGAGAUUCUUCUUCUCUAAAAUCAAUAUAAAUAUCUAUAUCAGGAAAAAUACCUGAAAUCUGGAGCGGUGACAAAUUUUAUACAUUUUGACUUCUUUGCAGAGGUGUAUGAAGAAAUAGUCUAGUUAUUUUAUUUAAUAGAAGUUUGUAAAUAAAAUACAAUUGCCAAUAAUAAUGUGUCAACAUUCGCUGUAGAAACCAAUACAUUUUGUUAACAUCAUCACAUAAUUUAUUAAAAAUAAUCUAAUAAAACCAUAUUUAACCAAAUUUACUUAACGAAAAAUAUGAUUGGGUAUAAGUACCAAAAAUUACUACUUACUACACCCAUAUAGAUAUUAAGCUAUAAUAAUAUCAAUUAUAGUAGAAACUAGGGUAUAUAGUUAUCAAAUUGGUAUUAUGUAAUAGUAAAAUUAGUUUUGAAAUGAAGAGAGAAACAUUGUUGAUCAAUGAUUCACAUAAAUAGUGUAAUGUUCAUCAAUUAGUAUUCAUAUGCUACACAUAUUAUAUUAAUUGUAUUAUGUAACCAUAAAUAAUUGGCUAUGAUAUAAACUAGACAAUGGACAAUGUUUUUCAUAUUAAUAUUUAUCAACCAUACAUUUUAAAUAUUCACAAAAAACAGCUAAUUAAGUAGGUAUAUCUACCUAAUUUUUUCAGACAACAAGCUAGCUGAUAUAAUCAUGUAAGACUAUUAUUAUUGCCUUAUAGUUUAUUAUUUCAGCAGGUAUAUCUAAAUUACUGAAUUUGGAUUAUGGAAUCUAAAAUAAUAAACACAUUACAUUAAAUGAAGUGCAAUAUUUUUUUACUCACGUCAGAAAAAUUUCUGAUAGUGGUUUUCUUUGGAAAAUUAAAUAUAAAAUAGUUCAAAAUAUUAUGCAAAUUCUUUUGAUUUAUUCAAAGAACCUUACUUUAACAUGUAGGAAAACUAUAUGAUUAACUUCUAACUUCUAGUACACAAUAAAUAACAAGAUAUUAUAAAAAAGAAAGUAAAAAAUUAUAUUCAUAAAAUAAAUAUUGACAAAAAUAAAAAUUAGUUACUAGACAACAUAUUUAAUUUUCAAUUGGAAGAAUACAAAUGAUAUUUAAAAUCAGGAACAAAUAAAUAUAAUGAGACCUUAAGGAAGUUGUAGUAAAAUACCUCAACAUAAAUGUUUUCAUUCAUUGACAUUAUCAUUGUCAGAUUCAUCAGAACAAGACAUUUUUUUUCUCAUUACAAAGUUUACUCUUUUGAGUUUUUUUAAACUUCUAGUUUUCAAUUGAUUAUUAUUUUCUUUAUCAUCAAUGACUUGUCCUUCUAAAGGUCUGUGCAACCUUUUUUUCACCUUAGCUUCGAUAUUAUGAUAUUUGUAUGGUAUUAUCUUACAAUGUUUGCUAAAAACAAUUUUUUUAUCUGUAAUUCUCUUUAAAUGAUUUUUACAAAUCGCAUGGUUUUUAUUUAUAUAAUUUAACUCAUUAAUUGUAUUACGAUUUAAAAUAUUUUCAUUUUGUUUAGGUUUAUCUACAUAAGGUUCGGAACUAUACGUUUUAAAAUUAUUCCCAGUAUAGCAAUUUUUUUCAAUGAUACAAUUAUGUGUUAAACAAUCAGCAAAACUUGUAUGGUUGUUUUCACUCUUAGAAAUCCACUUAAAUGUGUGGAAAGAUGAUAAAUAAUAAGAAUUAUUUGGAACAUAAUAAUUACAGUUAUCACAAUCUAAUAAUUCAUGAUUUUUAGUUGAAAUAGUAUUCUUUACAAUUUGUGCACCAGAACUUACAGGAGAUAAAUAAUUAAUAGGCAUUUGAACAUUAGAAUUAACAGGAAUAGAAAAUUUCACAGGAUACUCAGUGGUUGCAACAUCAGAGUUAACAGAAGUAAAACUAUUAAUAAAAUCAUCUACAAUUUCAGUGUUUGAGUUAACUGGAAAAUAAGUAUCCAGUAAAUCUCUAGCAGCAUUGUAACAAUUUAUACAUUCAGUUUUACAGUUCAAAACUUCAAGUGAUUUUACUAUUGAUUCAUCAGUCCAAGUUACAGGAUUACUAAAUUUUUGAUAAUUAAUAUGGUUUAAAAAAAGAUCAGUUUGUGUGAUCGACUUAGGUUUUUUUAUAAUAUCUUGUGAUUCAGUUGACGAUUGAUCAUCAGAAGUCACAGAAUCAUUAGAAUUUUCAUCAUCACUAACACAAUCUUUUGAUAUGAGUUCUAUUUCUUCAUUAUCUAAUGAUGUAACCGAUGAUAAUUCAUCAAAGCUUGUUACAGAAUCGUGAGAACUUCCAUUGCUUAUAGUAUCUAAAUCUUUAGAAUUUGAUAUACAUGAAGAUUGUGCUUGAUUAAUGAGUAAUUCAGAAUCAUUAAGUUCAUUUUCAAAAUUGUCAGUUUCAUUAUCAAUUAUAAUAUCAGAAUAAUCAAUUAUUGGAAUAUAUUUUGAAUCAACAUUAUUACUUAAUGAUGCAAUUUGUAAUUUAUUGUUAUUAAUAAAAGCAUCAGAACUAUCAUUAUUUAUAACAUCUGCAAAUUUAAUGCUAGGUGUAAGUAAUGUUUUUUCAUCAUUCGUAUUCAAACUGUUUGAAAAUGUAUUCAUUGAUUCAUUUUUUUCUUUGUCAUCUAAAAUGAAAAAAUCUAUCAAUUUUUUAUUCAAUUUGUUGUAUUCUUCUUUUUCAUUUAUAAAGUAAAAACCAUAAUCACUAAGUUUAGGUUUAAGUUUAUUAAUUUGAAAAUGCUCAGUAACUAGAUCGUCAGAAUUUAUAUUGUUUUCAUAAUUUUCAUCACAAAUUCUAAAAAAAUCUGUAUUUUCUAAAUUUUCAUUAAUUUCAUCUGGGUUUUUUUUAUCACUCGUAUUCUCUACGUAUUCACUAUCAGAUCUAAUUGCCUUCAUUAACAAUUUGAAAAGUUCCGAACGUGUUUUUUUUAAAUGUACGUUUUCAUUACCUGAAUUAAUUUCAUUUUUUAUCUUUAUAAUACCCAUGUCUGAAUCUUGUGAAUUUCGAAUAACUUCAUCAGGUUCUUUUUUAAAAUCCGUACAAAUUAAAUUUUCAGUAUUUGUAUAAUGUAGAUAUUUUUGUUUUUUUUCCUCAUCACUUAUUAAACUUGUACAAUUUAUUUCAGUAUUUGUAAAAUCAUAAUCUGUAUAACUUAGACAUAUUUUAUCAAUUUCUUUUUCAUCCAAAGUAAAAUUCAAUACUAAUUGAUAAUAUACAUUAUUGGAAAUUCCAUCAUAAUUUUUACCUGGGUUAUCAAUAAAUAAUGGAUAUUUUAAUCUGUCUUUAACAUUUAUAAACGAUAUUGGACAUUGUUUGUAAUCAUAAUCAUCAAUAACAUAAUCAAUAUCAGAAAUAAUUGUACAAUUAUUAACUUUAAAUUUAUGCAAAGUUGAAGAUUGAUAAUUUCUAGAAACAACAUUAUCAUUAUCAAUAACAACUUUGCACUUAUUAAUUUGUACACAUUUUGUUUUAUCAUUGCCACUUAUAUCUUCUGAAAACUCAUUAAAAAUACUAUUAUUGCAUGCUGGCAAUUUUGUCUGUGUUUCAUUAUUUAAUAUUACAGGUUGUAACUGAUUGAGUGUAAAAUUUAAUAAUUGAUUAUAACUAUUGACAGGCUUAAUAUAACUACUUAUAUCAUUUAUGUCUAAAUAUUGAUAACUUGGACUUAAUGUUUGAAGAUCUAAGAACUUGGUGUUAGAUGUUAAUUUUAUUUUUUUGUUUUUUAUAUUUGCAGCUGGUUGUGAAUAAUCAAGAGAAUGAUGAGAUUUUCUUUUAGUAUUAUUAAUUCUCGAAGUUUUAUAUAAUUCAGAAGGCGGUUUACAACGUAUAGUUUGAAUUUUAUUAGAAAUUCCAAUACUUGCAUCUAAAUUCUUUGAUAUUGAAUUUGUUUCACUAAUAUUACAAGUUUCUGUUAUACCUGGUGAUUGAUCACAAGUAAUACUAUAAUUGUUAUUUACAAUAUUUGAAUAAUUGGUUUCCAUAUAUUCUUCUUUAAUAUGAAUUACCGGUGUAAUUAUUUGUUGAUCACUUAUAGGAUCAUCAUCAUCAAAAAAUUCAUUUUUUAUCUGAUAUUGAUUGUUUGGAGGUGAAAACAUUACUUUAUUCCACAGUAAAUGAUUUUUUUUUUUUUCGACAACAAAUGAUGAAGUUGAAUGUUGAUUGUAACCAACAAUUUCAUUAGCAUUUGUGUUACUCACAUCUAGAUAUGAACUGCUUUUAGAAUAUUCAAUUUUAGAUGAUACAGGAUCAUUAUAAAUUUCAUCGUAAUCAUCAAACAAAAAACCUGAAUACACAUAUUUAUAAUCUUGUAGAUUUUUACUGGAAUCUAUUGAAUCAGUUAAUGAUUCAUUAGAAUUUUCCAAAGAAAUUAUUUUAUUUUUGGAAUCUAUAGGAUCUGAUGAUUUAUCAUUAAUAAUAGGUUCUAGUUCUGUUUUAAUAAUUAACUCAGCAGUAGAUAAUUGAUUAAGUUCACUAUAAGUAUCUUCAAUACUCGAUUCAUUAAAUAAAAUAUCAUCAGUGUACUGAAAUAGAUUUUGACUAUGUGGUUCAUAAAUCCAAUCAGAAUCAUUAUAAUUUAUAGUAGAAGUACUACUACUUUGUAUUUCUAAAUUAACAUCACUAGCAUAAUAAUCAUCAUCAUAUUUAGCGCUAUCAUAAUGGUUUUCAUCUUCUUGUUCAAUUUUUACUUGAAACUUGUUAAAAUCUUCUUCAUUAAAUUCAAGUUUGAUAAUAUCUAGCGCAAUAGGAUCAGUACUGUCACUAUAAGUUACUUUCUUUUCUGGAAUUUUGCGAACAUUAAUUUUUUGUUUUUUAUGUUUAUUAUUUUUAACUGUGGGUAAUAUAAAAUGUCCAAGUGAAAAAUUAUCAUUUUUUGGGUCAUUAUGGCGACGAUUAUAAUGAUAAUGUAAACAGUCUCUUUUAACUACCAUUGAACAUUUACUACAUGAUAUCAACAAACAAUUUUCAAGUCGAGGAAUAAGACCAAAUACAGGAAUAUCUUCAUCUGAUAAUUCAAUAGGAUUUACUGAUUUGAAAUUGUCCAUAUAGUCGUCGAUGGGAAUGCUGCACAGUUCAUCAUGGAAUUUAGACCAGUUCUGUUUUUGAGUUGUUUCAAAAGUAGUGUUAAUGUCUUGAACAAACGGUUGAUUGUGAAAAGAGGACAUUGUAUUCUAGACACUGUCUAGCUGAAAAAAAAAACCAAAAUACAUCAAAUUACAUAUUUUGAAUGAUUACAUUUUAAAGUAAUAAUGUUGAACUACAAUUUAUCUACUAUUUAAAAAAAAUAAAAACAUGUAUCUACUUAAAAGUAAUUGCUUAUUUAGGUAAUUAUAAUUGUAUGGCAAAUUUAAUUAGAAAUAGUUAUAUUGUUAUUAGUUAUAUUCAUUCACUUCUCCUUCAAAUCAUUUCCCAGCUAUUUUGGUCCUAAAUCUAUUAUAUGUGUACAAUAGGUUAAAAUAUUUGGGUUUUAAAGUUUCAAUAAAAAAUUAUACUUAGAAAAAUUUGAACUAGAUACCCACUUAACUAGAUACUCAGCCAUUAAUAAUAAAAUAUGUGUAAUUAUGUUAACUGUAGUUAAACAGAUUAAAUGUACAAUAAUAAAUUAAGAAUUUGUAAAAAUUAGGUAGGGAAUAUUGUUUAAAUAAUUUUAAGCUGGCAUAGUAUUAUUUAAAUUUAAUAUUUAUUUAGACAUUUUACUAGUUUUAGUUUUUUACUAUCAUUAGGUAUCUACUGAAAAAAACAUUGUUAAAUGGUUAACCAAUAACCACAAAUAUUUGAAAAUAAAUAUGGACCCCUUCCAGACUACAAGUAUAUACUACGGAAAGUAUAUUCUGUUACAAUUUUUCAGUUGAACUUAAAUUUUAUUGUUGAUUAAAACAAAUAUAUUCAUGUAAAUAAGUAAAAAAAUAAUAAUAUGCAAGUUAAUUAAAAUAAAUUAAUAAAUACUGGGUAAAUUUUUUUUUUGUAUGUUAUAAUCGAGACAUUCUCCAGAAAAAUAUUCAAAAACUGCCACUAUCAUUAUGUAUAUGGUAGCUUUUUAAAACAGAAUUUAAAUAUUUAUUUUACUGUGUGUUCAUUAUAAUUACAUUUUUUCUAUGUUAUUACCCAUAUUAUGGCUAGAUUAUGUCCUACUUUUGUACAGCAAUACCAAUUAUUGUAAACUACACCAUUCACAAUAUUCCAAUCACAAAUAGCACUUCAGUAUGUGACCUACGUUUUCAUUUUCUCCUAAAUUUAUCCUCUUAACUACAUAUUCAAGAGAUCUGCUGUAAAGCAUUGAAGGUACUUGGAUUUAUUAUACAUAUUUCUGAAUUUAAAUUAGACCGUUUAUUAAAGAUACCCUUUUACUCUUUAGUUUGACCAAUCUUAGAGUACGGAUCUAUUAUUUAAAACCCUCAAUUGUGUAUUGACACUAAUGAUAGAAAAGGUUUAAUAGAAAUUUCUUUAAUUUGCUACUUAUUCACUGUAAGUACCUUGUCCUCCAAAUGAAUACAAGCUCAUCCGUUUAGCUUUAAAUUUAUCCAGUCUUGCUGUUUGGAGAAAUAUUUCAUUUAUUCUUAAGCUAUUAUCUAACCUAAUUGACUGCCCUCCUUAAUAAAUUUAAUUUUAAAGUUCUACCACAUUACUCUAGAUGCACUCCUCUAAAUUUAAUACUAUUUUCAUUUUCUAAUUAUUUAUUAAACUCCCCUAUUUAUCGUUUUAUGUGUAUUGCUAAUGAAUUUCUUUAAUUAUCCUUAAAUUAAUUUAUCAACUGGGUCUUUACUAUCAUUAUUUAUAAACAUUAUUACCUUUACUUAUUAUUAUAUUACUUCUUUUCACUUAAGUUAUUGUAAAUAUCUAUUAUAUAUUUCACAUUAUUUUGAGCCCUGGCCUGUAUUUUAAUAACAUAAAUAAAUUAAAUGUUUUGCAAAAUUUGAUUUAGAGUUUUGUUUCUCUUAUUUAAUUUCAACAAUGUUUUCUUUAAAUCUUGUUUUAAAAUUCACAUCUGCUUCAUUUAUGAUUUACAUAAAUUCCAUUUUAGGAACAAAUGCAGUUUAGCUCCCAAGUGUUUUUUUUUUUCAAAAUGUGUUUUGCCAUGCUUAAUUUGAUAGUACUUUAAAAAAAAUAACUCAAACUUCAUUUGGAAGUUAUGGUCAAAAAACUUUAAAAUGCACAAUUUGUCUAAAACUUGUGUUUUUGAGUUUAAAAUAGCAAACAUUUAUAUUUUUAGAAUUUUUUCUUUAGAAAUGGUAGGAAUUAUAUUAUAUUAAUAUUUCGGUGAUGAAAUCAGAAUUCACCUAUAUCGUACUUACUUUUUAUGUUCUUGUUAAUAAAUCAUGUAAAACAUAAUUAUAAUGUUAUUUCAAUCAUUUGCAUAUUAAAGUAACUCACAAUAAUUUCUUAGAUUAUUUUUUUUUCUUAUUUGGUGCGUAAUAACAAAGAAGUUUUUGGUAAAAUCAGAGGUAACUAAUAUUUUUUGGUUUGGAAGAAACAGUGGGAAAAUGUAUCUUUUCCAUCACAUUUUAUAUUUGGAAAAACAUUUAAUACUAUCUUUUUUUUUUUUAAUUACUUACUGAAACCAGAAUAAUUAAAAAAAAAAUCCUGACGAGAUUAUAACGUCAAAUUAUUGUUAUAAAUAACAUAUCCAAAUGGUCAUUCGCUCGGACUGUUUAAUUCGAAAAUAAAAUCAGAUUUUUUAGCAACACCACGUCGUGUAUAUUACAUAAUGCAUUUUGGGUGAACUAAGAAACCCGGUGAAAAUAACGUAAUGAAAAAAAAAAAUUGCUGUGUUCGAUUCGUAUUUAUCGAACUUUAUACUGCUAUGUCCGCGUAAUCCAUUGCUCCACAGUAAAAUGUGUACAGACGUCACGAAAAUAGCCAUUUAAGCGAAACUGUAAUAACGACAAACUUCGUUGGUUAAUGGUAAACUAAAUUGGUUGGUAAAUGGUUAAAACUUCUAUAACAAUGAUUUCCGCAGAAAAAUUCAAAUAUUUUCACAAGUGAUGUCGCAAAAUACAUCUUAAAAAAAGUAGUACAUUUACAUUAGGUAUAAUAUGUAUACAUACGAGUGCGUGUACACGAAACUAUGGGCACACACAAAUAUACACACACACACACACACACACACACACACACACAUACAUACAUACAUACAUACAUACAUACAAACAUCAUAAUAUUAUUGUCACGCCCAUUUAAUGGAUGUAUUAAAAAUGUCGUCAGCUACCAAUAAGAUAUAAGUAAUGUCAACCAAAAAUUAUCAUAAAUAAGUACGAUUGUAUAAUUCUUAAUAUUAUUACAUACUCCACACAAUUAUAUUGUAGGUAAGACUCGUAAUACAAAAGGCUAUUUUGAUACUCACAAUAUGUGCAAAUUUUUCUCGUUGCAAUAUUUGUGUCAUCCGCUUCUACCUGCACAUUGUACUCGGGAGGUUUUUUUUUUUAUAUUUUGUCUAAAUUGGUAUACGGUGCCGCACAGGAAAAAAAUUAUAUAUUAUAUUUUUAUUACUAUUGUUAUUGUUAUUAUUAUUAUUUAAUAAUUUGUUCAACAUAGACAUAUUGGCAUGUCUAUGUUUAUUCAAUGAUCAAGAAAUCAGCUGCAAUAUACCUGUGAGGGUGUGCGUGCGCGAGUUGGAUGUGUACGUGUGCGCGUUUUGUUGGGGAAGUUGAGAAUAAGAUUGCCUGCUGUAGUGUGUAAUGUGUAGGUGUGCAAAGGACACGAUAAAAACAUUAACUUAACUGAUAAAAAUCCGUGUUUACGAUUUUCAACCGUGUUUAUUUCGGAGAAAGAUUUUUAAUUAUUAAAAUUAUGUCAUCGUUAAAAGUCGAAAAAUAUUAGCCAAUUUGAAAAUUAUAUUUUUUGUAAAUAUCGCUACUAUGUUUUUAUAAUUAUUUUUAAUUUUAAAUCUAAAAUUUGAAUAAAGAUUAAUUUAAGUUAGUAUUAAAUGUUGGCACUCCUGAACAAAGUUGAUGAUAUGGUGGGAAAACCGUAGGUCCGCGAGGUAUGAGAAGUCGACUGUGUACGAUUAAACGAGCAUGACAUAAUGUGAUAUUGUAGUAUUGUCUAUGCUCGAUGUUGUAUUCUGUUCCACUGUUGCAAUUGCUACGUCUGUAUUCCUGCACAGUUCCUCUUUAGCCUUUAAGUUAAGGAAUAUUGUUUAUAUGUCUGACAUGUUCAGAAAUUCAGAAUAGCAUUUGCCCUAUCCAGUUUUCAGACCUUUUAUUUACAUAACGUCUUGUUAUAACUAUAAACUACUAUACAUUUCACAUUCCGUGUAUAAUUUCUGUACCUAUUAAACUAUUUUUUAAAUUAUAACUUUAUUAAGUACUCAUUAUUAAUAAUAUCAAUCGUAUUUGUAGACAUGAGUUAUACGUACCUACGUGGUACUUAGCUGUUAUGUCGAUAAUAAGAGAAAUUUAAAUUACUAACUACCUACUUAGGACUUACAUCAUGAGUUCAACUUCAAACUUUGAUGACUCGACUAUUGGUAAGUUAUGAUUUAGUAGCCAAUUAUUAAUGUCUACCUAUUUAGUGAAAAUGAUCAAGGCCGGAUUAAACCUAACUAGGCAUAUAAUUUUGUGUAACACAUUGUUUUUUUCAAAGUAAUAUAUCACAUUUGAAAUUUAAGCUAUUUUUAUAAAAUUAUCUGAUGUGAAUUUGUUGACAAAAAAAAUGUAUAUUAUUUAAAUAAUUUAAAAUGAUUAAUUUUAAUAUACUACACCUCGUAUCAUUUGCAAUCGCAUCCAACCAUCUCUUUUUCAGUUUUCCUGUCUACCUAUUUUUUUCUAUGUAUAUUUUUCUCUUAAGUAUACUCAUUCACCUAAUCAUUUUCAUCUCUGUUACACUCAUUCUCUAUUCUAUUUUUCUAUCUACACUCCAUUAACAAUUCGAAAACCAUUUAAUAUAGUCGGUCUCACCACACAUAUAUUGGACUUCUCUUCUAGCUUAUUGGAAUUCUCAUGCCACAUAAAACACUUUCCUCUUCUCUUAAUUUUAUUCACCCACAUUUAAUCCUAUGUUUCACAUCCUCACAAAAGCCACUGUUUGUACAAAAGAUCCGAGAUAUUUAAAAUUCUCAACAUCGAUUAUAAUCGCUUAUUUUCGUUAACUAUAUUUUCCUAUUCCUCCAAAUUCAUACUCCGUUUUACUUCUAUUUAACCUUAGUCCCUUUUCUUCAAUUACUACUCCCCAUUCCUCAAUGGAAUCUUUAACUUAUUCCAAAUGCUAUGCUAUUAAAGCUAUCCUAUUAUAUCAUUUGCAAACAUCAUGCAACAUUGUACUUCUUUCAUCUGAUAUUCCCUCUUAUAUCAGAGAUAAGACAAUCUAUAGAAGUUUUUUAGAACUCCUCAUACUGCUAUUAGAAUUUUACACUGGUUGUCAACCUAAUGCAAUCUCAUUAGACACUUACAACAAGUAGAGGCACCGCACAGGAAAAAUGUUAUUGUUAACUAUAAAGUGAAUUCCUCCACCCUCUAGAAACAAUACCAUAUUUAUUAUACCAGUUGGAAUCACUCACUUAAGUUUUCCAUUGGUUGGAGCUCGAGACCUAGGGUUCGAUGAACUCAGCAUCAUAUGCUUCUCUGAGAUUAUGUUAUUGUGUAUAUUACUAGAAAUUAAUAAAUAAAUUAGCCCCUGAAUUGCCUAUGUCUAGAUAUGUGCCUAGCUCUUCUAUACGUCCAUCUGGACCUAAACAUCAUAAUAGCCAUAGUUUUUGGAAAAUUUAAAAAUCAAGGAAUUUGUACAAAACACCAAAAGUAUAAUUUUUAUCACAAAUCUCUAUAGGAAAAUAAAAAUUAUUUUAAAAUCUAUAAAAACGUUUUUAAAUUUUCACUUUCAAACAUAUUAUUUGCUUUAGAUUACGCUUCUAAUGUUCAAUAAUACCUACCAUAAAGUUAUUAAUUUUCAAAACAUGUUCAAUAUUAAUUUUAUUUGUUUGCCUCAUAAAAUGUGUGUACAUUAUAAGGAAUACAAGUUUUAAAAAAAAUGUCUUACUUUUUUAUUUACUUUGGUAAAAGGUACAUUCUGGAAAAUACCUAUGUAUAUAUUUUAACUUUAAAGUUUUUUAGAUAAUGUUUAACAUUAAUGUAAUGUACUUAUAAUAUAAUUUUGAUAAAAAGUAGUAUUUACUAACAUGAGUUUUUAUUCAAAUUUAAUAAAAAUAGUUAUUUUAAAUUCAUAAUACAUAUAGUUAAUUUUUGUUAAUAUCUAGAACCAUUCGAUUGGAAUAAAUAUCUUACAAUAAGAAAUUCAGAAGAAGUUCCUGAAGAUUUUUUUUUUCAUGUGAGUAGUUAUUUUUGUUAAAUAAACAAAUAUAUAUGUGUAAAUAAAAAUACCUACAUAUUUUAAAACAAUUUUAUUUACAGAUUUGUAAAAGUGAACAAAAUGGAAUAGAAGUAGGAUCAGUUGUUGAAGUUGAAAAUGAAGAUCAGAAUAGCUAUUGGUUUGCCAGUGUGUGUUCAUCCAAGGGAGUUAUAAUCAAGUAUAAUUUAAUUUAAUUUAAUAAACUUAUGAACCUAAUAAUGAAAUGAAAUAAUUAGUAAAAUAUUAUUUUAGUUUACAUUAUAUUGGUGAUGAAAAUGAUAAACACGACUUUUGGCUAGAAUUGAAAUCAUCACGAAUUCAUCCUUUAAAUUGGGGAAGUGAAAAUAAUAAAAAACUAGUACCACCAUAUCCUGAUAGAUUUCUACGGGUAAAUUCAGAAGUUAUUAAAGAAAAAGUUCAAUAUUGUGAAAAUGUUGUACCUAACUCUGUCCUACAAAUGGUAUUUAUAUUUUUAUUUUAACAAAUUAUUGAAUUCCAAAAAAAAAUAAUGAUUUUGUGUUUUUAAUUUCAUAAUUUAAAUAAUUAUAAAAAUGUAUACAUUUAUUUCAGAAAGGUGCUCCAAUUUAUAAUAUAUUCAAGCCAGGAAUGUUUGUAGAAGUUCAAGAUAAAGAAUAUCCUUAUCGAGUUUGGAUUUCAAAAGUACCCAAUAUAGUUUUUAUUAUGUUAAUUUUUUUUUUUAGGUUUACUCUUGUUCUUUAGUAACUUCCCAUCACAACAUGCUUGACAGUCUAUUUAGUAAUAUCUGUGUACAUGUAUAUAUAUAUAUAUAUAUAUAUUUUUAGAUACUUAAAAAUGUAGGAGGGAGGUUGUUUGUGAAAAUGCUAGGAGUAUCAUCUCCAGAAGAAACACCAUUUUGGCUAUUUUAUUCAAAUGAGCGUAUUUUUCCUUUAGGGUGGGCAGACCAGAAAGGUAUAUUACUAUAUUAUAAUACAAUUAUAAUAUAUGUUCUAUGUAUUCUACAUAUAAAUCAAUGUUUAUAGGUCUUCCAUGGAGAGUCAUGAAUGUAGAUGUCAAUAUUGAAGAAUCCACUAAUGAUUCUAGUUUAUUAGUGAAUGUAUUAAAGGUAAAUAAAUAUACAAUAAAAUUAUUGUAUCAUUAUAAAGUAAUAAUAAUUAAUUUUGUGAAAUCUUUGGAUUUUAAAAAUAUUUGAAAAGUUAAUAUAAUGAAGGCUAUUACAAUUAUUAUUUUUUUAAGAUUAUGAAUUGAAUUAUUAUUUUUAUUAUUAGGGAAAUUAUGUAUCUAUAUUUUAGAAAAACUAAGGUUUUGACUAACCAAUAAAAAUAUGCAAAAGCAUACAAAUAUCUGCUCUGAUAAUCAACACAUUGAAGUCAAAUAUCUAAACAAUUUGUCUUUGAAAAUCAUAGAUGUAAUACAUAUAUAUUUGUAAUAAACUAAAUUAUGAAGAUUAUCUUUUCAUUAAUAUAUCCAUUAACUGUAUUUUUCAAUGUAAUAUUUUUAUUAGGUACAUGUUAAAGCUCCAGAUCAUUUUUUUUUUUAUAUAACAUCUGUUUCUAUUAAAAUUUGAUUUAUUCUAUGAUGUAUUAUAUUCUGAUAUCUAAAUGUAUUAUUGUUUGCAAUUCAUUAUAUAUUACUAAUAGAAAUUUGAAUAUAUUGUCUUGAGGUCAUUGUAAUCACUACAGAUAAGUAAUCAAUUGUAAAUGGGCUUGUUACACAAUAUUUCUACAAUUAUAAUACUAUAUAAUUUCUGUUAUCAACAUUUUAAAUUCUGAGUGGAGUAAGGAAUGCAAUGGUUUACAAUGUUUAUUGUUAUUAAUUUUUUGUUUGUCUGUGAACAAAUUUUCUACCUAAAAUCUUGUUCCGAUUUACAAUGAUCACACGUUUUCUAAAAAGAAAUCCUCCUCCCCUCACCACAAAAAAAAGGAAAAUAGGUACAAUAUUAAAAAAAAAAUUAUAUAAUAUAUGUGUAAUUAUUUUACCAUUGUAUGAUAUAAUAUAUAUUAGUAACAAAGCAGUUCUAUCAACUAAACUUUGCUCAGAAUCGUUUUUUCACUAGCAAUAGUUAAUUGUUGCUUAUAGAUAUACAUUAAAUUACCUAUAACAGUGGCUGCACCCAUUCCCAUUAUCCUAGGACAGCCUUUUUUUUUGAACAGUUAAAUAUAUAUAUGUAUUUAAAAAAAAAAAAAAACUAAUAUUUAAUUUAAAUGUUUAGUUUAAUAAAACCCAUCUUGAGCUAACCCAUAGUACGUUAAAAAUAAAAAUUGAAUACAUGCAAGUUUUAUACUUUCCCUGCUCUAAUAAUAUAUCUAUAUUAUAACUAUUAAAUUAAUAACAACAUUUAAUUCAUCAAUAUUUUAAUCAUUUUAUAUUUAUGCAAUCAGCCAAAAUUUCCAGAACAACACAGUUAUAAAGUUGGAGAUAUGUUAGAAGUAAUAAAUCCGUAUUCUUUAAUGGUCUUCUAUGUUGCUACAAUCGUUAAAAUAUAUGACAAUCGUUAUUUUAAAGUUGAAAUGAACAAUGACAGUGAUACAGAAAAACGUAUAACUUUUGUGGCAACUAAGGAAAACCCAUAUUUAUUUAAUGCAGGUUAAAAUAAUAAUCUCUAAAUAAUUAGUUUUCUUUGUAGUAAUUGUGCAUAAUUGUAUGUAAUUUUAGGUUGGGCGGACAAACACAAGUUCUUAUUAAAGCCUCCUUCUGAUUGGGAUUCAUCUGACAAAUUUUAUUGGUCAAAGUAUACUGCAAUGAAGAAUUCUAGAUUAGCUCAAGUUGAUAAUGCAUGCAGGAAAAAAAUGGGCAAUAUUCAUAUUGGCAUGAAACUUGAAGCUGUUGAUCCUGUAAAUCCUGACCAUAUCCGAGUAGCUACUGUCAAAGGGUUUGCAGAUAAUUGGAUUUUUUUGUCUUUUGAUCGUUCAAAUUGGUAUUAAAUUUGUAAAUAUAAUAAUUAUUAACUAACUUAUUAACUAAACACUGUGUGAGUUUAGGUGUCAAGAAUUAUUACACGUACGUUCCAUUUAUUCUGAUGAUAUUUUUCCAAUUGGUUGGUGUAAUAAACACAAAUAUUCAAUAGGUACCCCAAAAAUUCCUUUUACUGAUUGUAAUAGUUUUGAAAAUCAUUAUUAUGCAUCUGAUAUUGAUAUGGACUUCAAUGAAUCACAUACAGAACUUUUAACAAAAUAUCCAAAUUAUUUCAAAGGGGAAAUUCCCUAUCACUAUAGCCAAAAGUAAUUUUGUCUAUUAACUUAUAUAAUAGAACACUUAUUAUUAUAAAGAAUAAAUCUUGAUUUCAGGGAUGGUCAAACUUGUAAAGAUGAUUUAGAAGAGUCAAUACAAAACAUAUUAAAUAAUAGUUGUGUUAAUAUUCCUAGUACAAAAACAGAGGAUAAUAAUGUUGUUACUGAACCAAUUAUUCAUGUUAAAGUAGAACAAACUAAAUUAGAUGAAAAAUUCCGUGAAGCAUUAUUUUUAGAAGUAGACAACAAAGCAGAAGUAGAAGAAGACAAUGCAGAAGUAGAAGAAGACAAUGCAGAAGAAGAAGAUAAAGAGAAAAAAAAAGAAAAAAAAGAAGAUGAAAAGGAAGAAAAAGAGGAGGAAAAAAAUGUUGUUACUAAAAAAAAAGUUAAUCUUAAAAAAAAAAAAAAAGUAAAACAACAAAUUAAAACAUUUUAUAAAAAUAGUUAUAAAAUGUGUAUUUACUUUAACAAAAACUGUUCUACUAAUAAUCAUUUUAUAAAAAAAAAAAUCGCAAAGAUACCAAAUUGUAUUGGACCAGGUCCUGUAUCUACAAUUUUACAUCAAGCACUCACCUUAUUUGUUAAAUUAGAAUAUGUUCCUUCAACCGCGUUGCGAAAAAUCAAAAAAAAUCAAAGUUCGUUAUUUAAUGGACCUGGUGGUGUUACUAUGGUAAUUACAGCCCAGUAAGUAUUUACAUUUAUCAUAGAAAUAUGAUACUAAAAUAGUAACAAAUUGUAUACACUAUAUUAUUUUAAAGAAAUACGAGAACUCGUUCAAAUUAUUCUGAGCAACUUCUUUUGCCGGAAUCCAAGAAAAUGGCUCAAAUUUAUUGUUCAACACUUUGUCGUUUAACUGGUGUGUGUGAAUGUUUUAUGACUACUGAAAAAACUGUAUGUCCUCAUUGUAUUGUAAAUAAAAAGAAAAGUAAGUUAUAUUAAUGUAUUCAAAAAAUUCUAUAAAUGAUAACAGUAUCAUUUUAGAUUCUUAUCGGAGUGAGAAACAUAUUAAUUUACUAUAGUAUAUAUUUUUCGUCUAUUAACAUAGUUCCAACUAAAUAAUAAUAAUAAUAAUAAUAAAAAAAUCUACAGUGUUUCUGGUAGAAUUGUCAAUGUUGGUCAUUUUUUAAUAUUCCUAGUACUUUUUAUGUAAAACUAGGGAAAAUUUGACAACUAAUGAUAAAUUAAUACUAAUAAUUCUUUUAAAAAAGGUAAAAUUAAAAAUCAAAAAUCUGAAUUAUGAUGUACAAAUUAAAAUAAUUUCAAUAAAUAUUAAGUGUUACAAUUAUUUUAUGGACUUCAUUGGGCAAUCAUUUAAGUAUUGGUUUUACUAAGAUGUUUAUUUUUUGUUUCUUCUAGUUUGUGGACACGUUUCUUAUUAGUAAACUUACUCCAAUUUUUACGUGUAGCACCUUAUCUGAAAGCUUAAAUUGUCCAGAUUGUGUUUUAAAAAGUUCAUUUUUUAGUUUUCGGCGCCAUUUUUUAAAUAAAUGCACUUAAGUGGGGAAAAAAACAUAGGAAAACGUACAAUUUCUUUAUUUUAUAAAAACACAGACGACAUUUUCUACCAGAAAAAAUGAUUUAAUCGAAAAAAAUCACAAGACACCUUUUUUGUUACUUUUUUGAUUCACUUGCUUACGGUAUCAUAGCCAAAAUUGUUGAGUCACUUUUGAGCUUUAAAGAAUUUAAAUUUUUGGGAAUUUCUUGCUGUAAUUUGGUUAUAAAUACACAUAGAGACUUGAAACUUAGUAAUAAUACUUAUAUUAGAUAUACUUAGACAUGGUAAAAUUUCAAAAAUCAUCAGACGACUUUUUUUUUAUAAGUGUUUUGAAAUCAAAUUUAAACAAAAAUAGGAAAAAUAACUUAUGGCACCUCAAAUUAUGUAUUACUGAACUGCGUUCGGAAUCGUCUUCCAUCAAGCAACAGUUUAUCGUUGCUUAUAGAUAUAACUGAAAUAACCUUAUGUAUCCUACCUUCCCAACUUCCCACCUACAACAGUGACCGCUCCCAUCCCCAAUAUCAGCUCUUUGUUUCUUUUUUAUCUUUGUUCUAAUCUAUAGACACGUUUUUUCCUAGUAAACUUGCUUCAAUUUUUUUUUUACAAGUACAUAAAAAAUAGCAUGCUAUGUAGGUAUUUAAAAAAAGACCUCUUAUAGUGUUCCAUAAUAUAAUGGAAUAACGACCAUAUUUUUAUAAUAAUGUCAAAGUAUCUUACUACAUUAAUUUAACUACUGAUAUUCAGCAUAUUUUUAUAAUUUUAGAAUUAAAGUUGGAAACAAAUACUGUGCAAACAAAUGCGAAACCUAUGAAGAGAAAGGCCGAGUUUGGUGUUUCUACAAGUUCUAAAAAACAUGGAAAUGAAAUAAUUUAUGAACAAAUUUCUAAAGUUGGUAGGUUUUUUUUUUAAGAAUAAUAUUUCUUUUUCAAAUUAUUUAUUUAAUAAAAAUAUAAUUCAUUCAUUGUUUCAUAUGGUUUUAUGAUGUUUAUAUAGCUGCCGAAGAAUUAGAUUGGUCAAACAAAGCUUUAGUUGAAAGGUAUAAGUAUUAUAUGGCGUGUAUAAUUAACUAUGAAGCACACGUAAAAAGAUUAAGUGAGAGUUUGACUCAACAUGAAUUGGCCCUAUUAAUUGAAAUUGAAACAAAAAAAGCUUAUCUUAGAGACAUGGACGAUAUUGCUAUAUAUAGUAAUACAAAAUCAGAACUCGAUAAAGUUGAAGAGAAAGAAUUUCCUUUUAUUAAGGAUUGGUAUGUGUGACUAUUAAUAAAUGUUAUAUAUUUAUUAUAGUUAUAAUGAUUGAGAAUUUUGUAGGAAAACUAGUUUUGAGAACUUUUACCGUAAAAGUCCAGUUUAUAAAAAUACAAUAAUUAAUAUAGAUGAUUUUGAACACAUUCAAGUUACAUCAAAUCCAAAAUUUUGGUCUCCUGAUGAUGUUUAUAAAUAUUUAUCAAAUGAUAAAUAUUGUACUGAUAUUAAAAAAGUUCUUCUUUUAGGGGUAAGUAUAUAACUUAUUAUUAACAUUAUUAUAAUUAUCAUUUGGCAUUAUUUAUUAAGUUUUUAAAUGAUUAAAUGAUUAUUGUUUUAGCAAGUUGAUGGUGUAGCUUUUAUGUUAUUAAAUGAGGAACAACUUGUAUACCGAUUAAAGUAUUCAAUUAAUUUAGCAAUACGAGUUAUGUGUCAUGUGGCUUAUGUUAAACACACCCUUUUAACAAAAUACAAUAAUCAUUGA